GUCCCCAGGCCGACGAGCUGCCCUCCCGCGCUCCCUCCUCAGCAGCAUGGGUCGCCCGCGGUCUGUGCUGCGCCGCUCCUGGCUGCCGGCCCUGCUGCUGCCGGCGCUGCUGGGUCCCCGCCUGGCCCCCGGGCAGCCCGUGCGCUGCGCCCCGUGCAGUCCGGACAGGAUCGCGCUCUGCCCGCCCGUCGCGUCCGACUGCCCAGAGGCGGCCCGGCAACCCGGCUGCGGUUGCUGCCAGACCUGCGCUCUCGGGCCGGGACAGCCCUGCGGGAUCUACACGGCCCGCUGCCGGCUGGGGCUCCGCUGCCACGUCCCCGCCGGGGAGCCCCGGCCCCUCUCCGCCCUCAUCCAGGGGCAUGGGACGUGCCUGCCCGCCAGCGAGGUCGGAGCGAUGCGCACGGCAGAGCCAGCAGGUACCGC
Messenger RNA from Pipra filicauda (Wire-tailed manakin), 423 nucleotides. Its product is annotated as insulin-like growth factor-binding protein 1. The transcript has a single exon. Gene Ontology annotation, molecular function: insulin-like growth factor II binding; insulin-like growth factor I binding. NCBI's taxonomy places the organism in Eukaryota, Metazoa, Chordata, Aves, Passeriformes, Pipridae. The record is from RefSeq and is a predicted model, not a curated record. The annotation marks the transcript as partial. Gene Ontology annotation, biological process: regulation of insulin-like growth factor receptor signaling pathway. Gene Ontology annotation, cellular component: extracellular region.